AUGGCUUCUCCACAGAUGCCAUCAAAUUUCAGGAACAUUUGCAGGUUAUUAGUUAAUGUUGGAAUUCAGCCUAUCAGCAUAGGAUUUAGUACUUUGACUAUGGAAUCGGAUAAGUUUAUUUGUGUCAGGGAAACUACAGGUGAGACGUCACAAGUUGUAAUUAUUGAUAUGAAUGAUCCAAUGAAUCCUACUCGUCGUCCUAUUUCUGCCGAUACAAUAAUAAUGAACCCCGUAAGCAAGGUAAUGGCUUUAAAAGCUGGGAAGUUGUUACAAAUUUUCAACAUCGAACUGAAAAGCAAAAUGAAGACAUACACCAUGCCAGAAGAUGUCGUAUUUUGCAAGUGGAUAUCCGUGAACACCAUUGCACUCGUAACUGGCACAAGCGUUUAUCACUGGGCUAUGGAUGGUGAUUCAAAUCCAGUCAAGAUGUUUGAUCGUCACCAGUCUCUGACGUCUACUCACAUCAUAAGCUAUCGUUGUGAUCCAAGUCAGAAGUGGUUGUUGCUUAUCGGAAUAAAUCCAGAAAAAAACCGAGUUGUUGGGUAUAUGCAAUUGUAUAGCGUGGAGCGCAAAGUUAGUCAAGCGAUAGAGGGCCAUGCCGCUGCAUUUGCUCGUUACAUAAUUGAGGGGAACACCAGUCCCACCACGUUGUUUUGCUUUGCCUCACGAAAUGCCCAAGCGUGCAAAUUACACAUAAUUGAAGUUGGCCAACCACCUGCAGGGAACCAACCAUUUACUAAGAAAGCUAUUGAUGUUUACUUCCCACCAGAAGCUCAGACCGACUUUCCUGUUGCAAUGCAGACCUCGCCAAAGUACAGCAUCAUAUACUUGAUAACGAAAAGCGGGUACUUACACCUUUAUGAUAUUGAAAGCGGAUCAUGUAUAUAUAUGAAUCGGAUAAGCAGCGAGACUAUUUUCGUAACAGCUCCUUAUGAACCAACUUCCGGUAUCAUUGGCGUUAAUAAGAAAGGGCAGGUAUUAUCCGUCAGUAUCGAUGAAGAUACUAUCAUCAGUUACAUAACCACUACAUUGGAAAACCCUACACUUGCACUCCAAAUGGCUUCCAGAUGCAAUCUUCCUGGUGCGGAAGAUUUGUUUUUCAAAAAAUUCGAUUCUCUUUUUCAAUCCGGUCAAUUUCUAGAAGCUGCGAAGUUAGCAGCUAAUGCUCCUAAAGGUAUUUUGCGCACUCCACAGACAAUUCAACGUUUUCAACAGAUGUCAACUACACCAACGGUAGCAUCGGCCCUGUCGAAUUAUUUUGGAAUUCUACUUGACCAAGGUCAGCUUAACAAGUUCGAAAGUCUGGAGGUUUGUAGACCAGUUUUACAACAGAAAAGGAAACAGUUGUUGGAAAAGUGGUUGAAGGAGGACAAAUUAGAAUGUUCAGAGGAGUUAGGCGAUCUUGUUAAGCAGGCGGACCCUACAUUAGCUUUGUCCGUCUAUCUAAGGGCCAAUGUCCCACCAAAAGUUGUACAGUGUUUUGCGGAAACUGGCCAGUUUCAGAAAAUCAUCGUUUAUGCAAAGAAGGUCGGCUACACACCAGAUUAUAUUUUUCUGUUACGCAACCUAACUCGUAUCAACCCAGACCAAGGUUUGCAGUUUGCCCAAAUGUUGGUUCAGGAUCAAGAACCUUUAGUUGAUUUAGAACAAGUUGUAAAUGUGUUUAUGGAUCAAGGUUUAGUGCAACAAUGUACAUCAUUCUUACUGGACGCAUUAAAGCAUAAUCGACCUUCUGAGGGACAUCUCCAAACUCGUCUAUUAGAAAUGAAUCUAAUGUCAGCACCUCAGGUUGCAGAUGCAAUUUUGGGCAACCAAAUGUUUUCGCAUUAUGAUCGGGCAGCUAUUGCUCAGUUGUGUGAGAAAGCGGGGUUGUUGCAGCGGGCUUUGGAACACUAUACUGAUCUUUACGACAUCAAACGGGCUGUCGUAAGUACACAUUUAUUAAAUCAUGAGUGGCUUGUCAAUUAUUUUGGCUCACUUUCUGUCGAUGAUUCUCAAGAACCUGAAGUUCAUUUUAAAUAUAUUCAAGCUGCCUGUAAAACCGGACAAGUCAAAGAAGUUGAACGUAUUUGUCGCGAAAGCAAUUGUUAUGAACCAGAACGAGUUAAAAAUUUUCUUAAGGAGGCAAAACUUACGGAUCAAUUACCUCUUAUUAUUGUCUGCGAUCGCUUCGAUUUUGUUCAUGAUCUCGUCCUUUAUUUGUUUCGUAAUAAUUUGCAGAAAUACAUUGAGAUUUAUGUGCAAAAAGUUAAUCCAGCCCGUUUACCAGUGGUUGUUGGAGGUCUUUUAGAUGUUGAUUGUUCAGAGGAUAUAAUAAAGCAGUUGAUGGCCGUUGUUCGUGGUCAGUUCAAUACUGAUGAACUUGUUGCAGAGGUGGAAAAGCGCAAUCGGCUGAAGUUACUACUGCCAUGGCUUGAAUCACGUGUACAUGAAGGUUCUGUUGAGCCUGCUACACACAAUGCCCUAGCAAAGAUUUACAUUGACCUUAAUAACAAUCCUGAACGUUUCUUGAGGGAAAAUCAGUAUUAUAAUAGCUCUGUUGUCGGUAAAUACUGUGAAAAGCGUGAUCCACAUUUGGCGUGUAUUGCAUAUGAACGUGGACAUUGUGACCAAGAUCAAAUCAGAGUUUGCAAUGAAAACGCAUUAUUCAAAACUGAAGCUCGUUACUUAGUUAGACGGAAAGAGCCGGAGCUGUGGGCAGAAGCUUUGAGUGAAUCUAAUAGUUACCGUCGACAAUUAAUUGAUCAAGUUGUUCAGACAGCACUUUCUGAAACCCAAGAUCCUGAAGAGAUAUCCGUUUCUGUUAAAGCGUUUAUGGCUGCAGAUAUGCCGAACGAACUAAUUGAACUUCUGGAAAAAAUAGUUUUGGACAAUUCAGUAUUUUCUGAUCAUCGCAACCUUCAAAAUCUUUUAAUUCUAACUGCAAUUAAAGCUGAUAAAAGUCGUGUCAUGGAAUACAUUAAUCGCUUAGAUAAUUAUGAUGCUCCAGAUGUUGCUAACAUAGCCAUAAAUAAUUCUCUUUUUGAAGAAGCAUUUGCCAUUUUCAAGAAAUUUGAAGUCAACACAUCCGCUAUACAGGCAAGUUUGAUUGACCAUGUCAAAAAUUUUGAUAGGGCCUAUGAAUUUGCUGAACGUUGUAAUGAACCAGCUGUCUGGAGUCUUCUAGCGCAUGCUCAGUUAGCUCAAGGUUCCAUAAAAGAAGCCAUUGACUCAUAUGUGAAGGCGUCUGAUCCUAGUCGAUUCCAAGCAGUUUCCGAAGCUGCUUCAAACUCUGGUAAUUGGGAAGAUUUAGUUCGUUAUCUCCAAAUGGCACGAAAGAAAGCCCGUGAAACGUUUAUUGAGUCAGAGCUCGCCUUCGCCUAUGCAAGGACUAAUCGUUUGUCAGAUCUUGAAGAGUUCAUUUCAGGACCAAAUCAUGCCAAUAUCACUGUUGUAGCCGAUCGUUGUUUUGACCAACAACUAUACGAGGCAGCUAAGAUAUUAUAUUCGAACGUUAGCAACUAUUCCCGCCUAGCAAUAACUUUGGUUCACUUAGGUGAGUAUCAGGGAUCUGUGGAUGCUGCUCGAAAAGCAAAUUCAACACGCACUUGGAAAGAAGUAUGUUUCGCUUGUGUUAAUCACAAGGAAUUUCGUUUGGCUCAAAUGUGCGGUCUACAUAUUGUUGUACAUGCAGAUGAAUUAGGCGAUCUUAUUAAUUACUAUGAACAACGUGGUCACUUUGAUGAACUUAUUCAACUUUUAGAAGCUGGUUUAGGUUUGGAACGGGCACAUAUGGGAAUGUUCACCGAGCUGGCAAUAUUGUAUUCCAAGUUUAAGCCAGAGAAAAUGCGGGAACAUUUGGAGCUUUUCUGGUCUCGUGUCAAUAUUCCAAAGGUUCUUCGUGCUGCUGAACAAGCCCAUUUAUGGUCGGAGUUAGUAUUUCUUUAUGAUAAGUAUGAAGAGUAUGAUAAUGCGAUUCUUACAAUGAUGAGUCAUCCAACUGAAGGAUGGAGAGAAAAUCAUUUCAAAGACUUAAUAACACGAGUUGCUAAUGUAGAAUUAUAUUAUAAAGCGAUCCAAUUCUACUUGACUUACAAACCGCUGCUUUUAAAUGAUUUACUCACGGUCUUAUCACCACGUUUGGACCAUACACGUGCAGUAAAUUUCUUCAUCAAGGCAGGGCAUAUUGCUCUAGUUAAACCUUAUUUGCGGUCUGUUCAACAAAAUAACGCAAAUAAUAAAUCAGUCAACGAGGCUUUAAACGAUUUGUUAAUCGAAGAAGAAGAUUAUCAAGCUUUAAGGCAAUCUAUUGAAACUCAUAGUAACUUUGAUCAUAUUGCGUUGGCUCAACAGUUAGAGCGUCAUGAACUCAUCGAAUUCCGUCGUCUUGCUGCUUUACUGUUUAAAGGUAGUAAUCGGUGGAUGCAAAGUAUCGACCUAUGUAAACGUGAUCAGUUGUAUUCUGACGCCAUGCAAUAUGCCUGGGAUUCUCGGGAUCCUGAGACAGCUGAGGAAUUACUUCGUUGGUUCCUUUCCGAAAAUCUUCCAGAUUGUUUUGCAGCCUGUCUCUACCGUUGUUACGAUCUACUGCGUCCAGAUGUUGUCUUGGAACUUGCUUGGCGCAAUGGACUUAUUGACAUGGCUAUGCCAUUCUUAAUUCAGACUUUGAGAGAAUUAACAACAAAAGUGGACCGUCUAGAACGCUCCGAACAAACACGUGCUGCGGAGGAAGAGAAAGCUGAACAGGCAGUUAAUCCGCUAGUGAUGCGAACUGAACCUCAGCUAAUGUUACCAGGACCAGCAGGAUCUAUGCCAGCUGCCUUAAUCCCACCAGCGGGCGCAGCGAUUGGGAUGUUUGGAGUUACUGGCCCACAAAUGUAUUAUCAAACAAACGGACCAUCUUUUUAA
Messenger RNA from Schistosoma mattheei, 4887 nucleotides. The record is from the annotation of a GenBank genome assembly. Lineage: Eukaryota; Metazoa; Platyhelminthes; Trematoda; Strigeidida; Schistosomatidae.